AUGCCGUCCUCCGCGGCCUUCUUCAGUCUCGUUCUCUCGGUUUCUGCCGCAGUGCUUCCUCGGCAGACCGAGGACGAAGUCAUUGUCCUUGAAGCUCCAUCUGCUCCGCCCGAUGACCACAACGUUGUUGAUGCAUCCUUCCAAUCCUACUCAAUCGAGUUCAAUUACAUGCUCGACUACGCCGGCAACAACUCCCACCCAAACGAGUACUCGAUCCAGAUGCUCGAGAACCUCGGAACGCUCGCAGGCGCGUACCCAUACAUCCGGGUCGGGGGCACGACGCAGAACCGCAACGUGUACUACUCCAACCAAACGGUCGCACUGAACCAGACAUUCACGAAUCCGUGGGACGACCAGCCGAGCCGUCUGUCGACGGGGCCUGACUGGUUCGAGUCGUUCCAGCAGUUCCCAAAGGGCACCAAAUACAUCUACGGCCUCAACUUCUACGAGGGCGAGUGGGGCCUGAACAACACGGUCGAGCAGGCGAUUCCAGCCUGGCUCGCCAUGGGCGACAGCCUCUACGCGUACGAGAUCGGGAACGAAGUGAACGGCUGGGCCAGCUCCUCCCGCCGCCCGGACAACUGGACCAUCUACGACUACAUCUCCGAAUGGAUCACAUACUCCGAAGCCGUCCGCGACGGCAUCCGCGCCCAACCCGGCCACUCGUCCGACACGCCCUAUUUCCAAGGCUGCGCGUACGUCGCGCCCCGCGCCCAACACCUCGCCAACAGCACAACCUGGAACGUCGCCAACACGAUCCGCCUCGGCAUGGGCGACUCCCCCAUGCUCCGCUCCGUCGCCGACCACGACUACAUGGGCGCCAACUGCGCGGGGGCCCCCGUGCCGACGCUGCGAGAUAACCUGCUCGACCACCACCACAUGACGUCGCUGGCGUACUGGCACGAGGCGCUGGGGGCGCAGACGAGCGAGUUGGGCGUGCCGUACGCGCUGGGCGAGACGAAUAGCAUUUCGUGUCAGGGGACGGCGGGCGUGUCGGAUGUGUUUGGGGCCGCGCUGUGGGCGGUGGAUUAUGUGUUGUAUAUCGCGGGCUUGAAGGGGUUGGGGCGGCUGUACUUCCACAGCGGGAGUGUGUAUCGCUAUGCGCCGUGGCAGCCGACGACGAUCAACGGUACGGCGCCGUACGCGAAGCCGUUGUAUUAUGGGAACUUGUUCGCGGCGCAGGCGCUGGGGGGGAGUGGUGGUGGUUCCGGUGGUGGUGGUGGUGUCGAUUUGCAGGUUGUGAGUAUUUUGAACGAGACGAGGCAGACGGCGUACGGUGUUUAUGAAGGGGCGGAGCUGAGGUCCGUGGCGGUGGUUAACCUCGAGAUGUUCAACUCGACGCAGGAAGAGGAGGAGAGGGUGUAUACGGUCUUCAAGCUGCCCGAAGAUGUCGAUUGGGAUGGCGCUGAGGUGCGUCGGUUGACUGCUCCCGGCGUCGAGGUCAAGACGGGCGUUACGUAUGCGGGACGUAGCGUCGAUGAUGAUGGCAAGCUUGCUGGUGAAGAGGAGGUGGAGGCGGUGAAAGAUGGAGAGGUCCGUGUUGGUGCGGGGGAGGCGGUGUUGGUCACUUUGUGA
Molecule: messenger RNA, 1575 nt
Organism: Lasiodiplodia theobromae
Lineage: Eukaryota; Fungi; Ascomycota; Dothideomycetes; Botryosphaeriales; Botryosphaeriaceae
Product: Glycoside hydrolase family 79
Exons: 3
Coding region: 1-1575 (524 amino acids)
Source: RefSeq, a predicted model, not a curated record